AGACAGCUGCCAGCCAGUAGGUUCAACAAUAUAAUUAAUGUGAAGCCAAGGGAGAAUAAAGCAGCCAUUGAUCAGUGAAAAAGCUGCAUGAGGAGAGGGAAGUUUUUUGGGGAUUGAAGACCAAGCUCUUGUGCUGCUUUUAUGUAACACCCAUUAUAGUGUGUGUGCAAAAGCUCCACCAGGCGCAGAAACUUUUUCUUCUUCUUCGUCUAGAAUGCCGUUGUUGCUCCAUUUAUCAGGAAAUGAACAUAAAUGCUGCAUGGAAUGCUGCAGUACAAUGGAGCAUGGGCACGCUGGAAGUGCACUGUCCAUUGUUCUUAUAAUUCUUAUGGUGGGAGAAACAGACAUUUUCUUCCAAUGCAGUAUCUGUAUGUUCGGAUUUUAAACUUUGACUGAGUGCCAUGAUGUAGACUACUACACUACUCAAGGUAGCUGAAACGUUAAGAUGGACAAACCAAAGAAUGACCACCCAGCAGAUCACAAGGUAAGCGACUCUAGGAAGAACUCUGAACAGCCAAUCACAGCCUGUCUGUUGAGCGCAGCCUUCUUCGGUGCCCUUGGGUCGUCUUUCAUUUACGGCUACAACCUCUCCGUGGUCAAUGCUCCUGCUUUGUUCAUUAAAGCUUUCUACAAUACCACAUGGAUUGAGAGAUAUGGGGAGCCUCUUGCAGCAGAGACAGCCACCCUCCUCUGGUCCGUCACGGUGUCCAUAUUUGCUAUCGGUGGCCUUCUUGGAGCUCUCGCUGUCUCUAUAAUCCUCAAAGUACUGGGAAGAAAGGGAACCUUGCUGCUGAAUAACAGCUUUGCUCUAAUAGCUGCUCUGCUGCUGACUCUGGGUGACAGGGCCAAAUCUUUUGAGAUGCUCAUCAUUGGCCGGCUCAUAAUCGGGGUAAACUCCGGCAUAGCUCUCAGCGCCCUCCCCAUGUACCUUGGAGAAAUUACGCCAAGACAUAUCCGAGGUUCAAUAGGCCAGUUCAACUCCAUCCUGAUCUGCUUGGGAGUGUUCACGGGACAAGUGCUGGGGCUGCCCGAGCUGCUGGGUCAGGAAUCCAGGUGGAGCUACCUGUUUUCCUUCCUGGCGUUGCCGGCAAUACUGCAGCUGUGUGUGCUGCCCUUCCUCCCCGAGAGUCCUCGCUACCUGCUGAUAGAGAGGAGGGAUGAGGCUGGAGCAGAAAGAGCCUUUCAGAGGUUUUUGGGAAAGAAAGAUGUGUCCCAGGAGCUGGAGGAGGUUCACGCGGAGGCUCGGGCUCAGGAGAACCAGCACAUGGCCUCAGUGUUACAGCUGCUGAGGAGCCCAGCUGUUCGCUGGCAGCUCAUCACCAUCAUCAUAACCAUGGCCUGCUAUCAGCUCUGUGGCCUCAAUGCUAUCUGGUACUACACCAAUGGGAUCCUUCGGGAUGCAGGCUUUCCCGAAAACAUUAUCCCCUACAUCACACUGACCACUGGGGCCAUAGAGACUUUGGCUGCCAUCAUCUCGGGCUUGGUGAUUGAACGAAUCGGGAGGAGGCCCCUCCUCAUCUUUGGGUUCUCUGCCAUGGCCGUAUUCUUCAGCCUACUCACAGUGUUCCUCAAUUUCCAGGACAGGCUGUCAUGGAUGCCCUACCUCAGUUACAUCUCUAUACUGGCUGUGAUAGCGUCCUUUUGCUCUGGUCCAGGUGGCAUCCCUUUUGUUCUGACUGGGGAACUGUUUGAACAAUCCUACCGACCUGCCGCCUUCAUGAUUGCUGGCACAGUUAACUGGCUGGCCAACUUUGCUGUGGGUCUCCUGUUUCCAUUUAUUCAAGAGACGUUGCAGUCCUUUGCCUUCCUGGUGUUUGUGGUGGUCUGCGUCUUGGGAGCUAUCUACCUCUUUGUCGUCCUACCUGAGACCAAAAAUAAAACAUUUAUGGACAUCAGUAAAAGCUUUGCCAAGAUCAACAAAAUCCCUGCCCCCUCGCCCAGCAAUGAAAUGGAGCUGGUUCUGUCCACUAAGCCUGACAUGAAUGGAAUAGUCCAAGAUAUUGUUAAAAUGGAGAGUUCCUUCUAGCUGAACAAUCUAUACUAAUGGUGGAGAAGCAGGGUUGAAACAUAAAGUGAAAGUAUUUGUUGUUUGUACAUAUUAUUUAAUGCCUGUGGUCAAUUACAUGAAAACCAAUGAUUUAGGUUCAAUGUAUUGUGGUAUUUUAUAGAUGUUUUGUAUGACUGUACAGCAGUUAUUUGUUUACUGUUUGUUGCUUAUUAUAAUGAAACAAACCAACUAGAUUUUAUGUUCUGUCUACAAGUCAAUAUACAGUAUAAAACAAUCAAAUUGCAGAAACCCUAUAUUGUUGAGGUCUUUCAACAGUUACAAAGGGGAUACUAAUGUCUGAAGGCGACUUGCAUAAAAUAUUGUACAUACUAUUAAACCUUAAACCUGCAUUAACCAUCAGCCAUUUGAGGUGACGAAAACUUGCGGUCAACACAACACUGAACUAUUAUCAUCUCAUGGAGUAUAGAGUAGAGGUAUGGCUAACAUGUUAGCAGACAUUGGCUUAUUUACACAUCCAGCAGAUUUCAUCUCAGCUUCAUAAUGAGAGGGGCAGACGUGUGUCUGAGGAGAGACAUAUUUUGAAGGAUUAUAACGCUAAUGCUGAUGUCUUGGUUAACUUCCCAAUAUAGACAACAAGAGAGAGAGAACCCAGAGAGCAGUGCAGUAAAGCUUAUGUGGACAAUUGUUUUGAAGCUUCUUAAAAUCUGAAAGGAGCCAAGGCUAUUUCUCACCAGAUGGUGGGAGCCAGCCGAGGAUCAGUCAGCGGUGCUCUGAACAGAGGCAGACAUGCAUGCCAUUGGACAGCAGUCACAGUUUGCUCCAUAGUAGGGUGUACUAAAAAUUUCAGAGUCAGGCUAACACCCCACCCUCUCAUUCAGCCAUGCACAGACACAGAUACAAAGAGUGUCAUGAGAUGAUAAAGGGGUGUCCAUGUAUUCAAAUGGCAUUGUUGAAGAGAGGUGGGGAAAUUUCAAUUUCAUGUCCUGAGUUUCAGUUUAAUUCCUGUCCUGAGUUCCACAUAUUGCAUUUGUCCAACUGGACAGCAGGCAGGGAAGUGAGGAGAAUAAUAAUUGGAAGUGUUGUCUCUCAUAACUCUGUUCCAGCAUGUUACUCUCGAGGUGUUAUACUCUCAACAUUAGUUAGUGGGUAAUUGGCAGAAACAUAUGCUGGUGAUUGCUGGUGGGAGAGUAAUUAUGAGAUCAUAGCAGCAAAGACAUACAUACUACAUGUUUAAUUAGAUGCACUGUAGGGUAAUGCUGUGUGUGAUAAAAUACUGUUUGUCCAAACUCUUCGAUAUCCUCUCAGGAUAUGUUAAUCAUCUUCCAUCAUGCAAAGUAAGAAGUGGACGCAGCUAGUCUGGCUAUCACCAGACCAAGCUCAAUAUUUUUAUUAGUCUGGUGAGUCUGUCUGUUACCCACACUAAUCGGCUGAAGGAGAUAGGGUCUUACGUUUCUUCAUUCAGAUCCAUUUGUGAUCCAUUCUGAAUAAACAAACUCGGAAUUAUAGUUGAGAACGUCAGUUAUAACGGCCCACGUAUUAAAAAAUUGUCGUGUUUAAAACGGGCUCGGGCUCAUAAUUACAGUUAAUGUGUCGGGCCGGGCCGUGCUCGGACAAAACGUGCGCAGGCUCGGAUAGGGUCGGGUUUGAUUUUAUGGGCCAGAUCUUAGCUCACCUUCCAGCACACCUUCCAGCCCUUCUGUGUUUACAAAAUAUAAAAAAUCACAACCUGUACCAGAUUUCUUUAAACCAAGGUUGCAAGUGUUCAUUUUAUUUUUAGAAGUGGUUAACAGCCCUCCUUUGAAACACUGAACAGUUACUGGUUCUGUCCCGUAUCUCUGCCGGCCUAAUUCCACCUUUACCCAGUGAGGAUGCCCUUAAUGAGUGCGUCUGAGUAGGCCACUGGAGCUAAAGAAAGAAAUAAAUAUUGUCUUUGUGAUUUCUCAUCUCACACAGCCAUUAUCUGUUUCAUAUCACCCGAGUUUACUCAUUGAUAUUAAACAGUGGAUUAUUGGUCCAAAUCAUAGAAUGUAGGUCCAAAUAUGGUGGCUCAGUCAAUUCAGUGAAAGCUGCUCACAGAGUGCAUACACACACACAACAAAAAAAAACACCUUGCAGUUUUAUGCCUCCUCCAAUCAUCAGUCAAGUUGCAGUUUACGUCAUAAUAUAUGUAGUGUAGACUUUAAAGGAAUUUAAUAAGAUGUAUUAAGAGUAUUUUUUGGUGAAACAUGGAUGCUUCACACACAUCUUCAAUCCAGCAGCACAUAAUAUCUAUACAAUCCCCACAGUUGAAAGGUGGGCACCCAAUAUUAGUGUCACCAAUUCAGUAUCUAACCAAAUGUGAAAUAUGGUUAUAAUUUCCCCUUCUGUUCCUGUAGGGAACCACCGAAGUGGGAGAAGUUACAUAGUGUUGCUUUAAGGUGUUGAACAAUGGCCAGCAAAGCAUUUUUUGCAGAACACAAUGUCACAGUUAAGUAGUUAUUUGACCUUUUGGGUACAACAUUUCAUCGCUUCUUCAUUCUUUCAUAUUUGUGUCAAAUGUUGUCAUAAUUACAACAUGAAUUAUUACGUUAGGGCCACAAAUGUGUUACGUGAGGUUGCAGUGACCUAGCCCUUUGACCCCCAAAUUCAUUGGUUUCACAGUUCAUCCUUGAUUCCAAUAUAUGUUUGUGCCAAAUUUGAAGACAUUGUCUCCAGGUGUUCCUAAGAUAUCAUGUUCACUAGAAUGGGAUGAUGGACUUGAGGUGUACUCUAAUGAUCUCGACCUUUGGCCACCAAACCCAGCCACAGCUGUCACCGCCGCAGAGGCAUAAAAUCAAGAAAAAAAACUAUUUCCUACUUCGGUGGCCAUAACCCAUCAGCAGUAGUGUCUUUUUCUGAUGUGACCUUCAGUUCAGACUACAGCUGUGUUUCCUGGAGACUUGAGGUUAUCAACAGUAUUCUCAUGAUUUGCAGUGAAAGUGCUUUACUCUGCAGGUGUGUCACUUCAGUGUUGAAUGGGCCAUUUUGUGCUUUAUUUUUCCUCAACAUACUCUGCCUCAGCAUGUAAACUUGAAUACAGGUGUCUUUGCUCUCUUCAUUAUGCAGAAGGCUGCCUGUCUGAGUAGGUCCCACAGAAGAGUCAGAAUAUGCAAAGGCUGUUUUGUGCCUUUUCCGAGUCAUCAAAACCAUAAACUUUAUGCUACAUAAACUAAAAGCAUUUCAUCAUGCAGUCUUCAGGAUGCACAUUUAAUGCAAUUCAUACAAACAUCAGCAUGCUUUCUUCAGUAUGUUUACAUGCAAACUAAUGUCACAGCUGUGCCUCCUUUUCAUGUUUUGAAUGGAUACAAUGUAACAUUAAAAGAAAAACUGGCAA
Molecule: messenger RNA, 5360 nt
Organism: Perca fluviatilis (European perch)
Lineage: Eukaryota; Metazoa; Chordata; Actinopteri; Perciformes; Percidae
Gene: slc2a9l2
Product: solute carrier family 2 member 9, like 2
Exons: 13
Coding region: 446-2026 (526 amino acids)
Biological process (GO): monosaccharide transmembrane transport
Cellular component (GO): membrane
Molecular function (GO): hexose transmembrane transporter activity
Source: RefSeq, a predicted model, not a curated record